UUUUCAAAAUGGUAUUUAUAACCGAAGACCUCAUCAGAAAGCGGGCCGAACACAACGAAAUGAUGCUCUCCACAUUAGAAGAAGUAUCUCUCCAUCAGCAAGAAAUCGAGAAAAUCGAGCACAUCGACAAAUGGUGCAAGGAGCUCAAAAUAUUAUACUUGCAAAGCAACUUGAUACCCAAAAUUGAAAAUUUAUCACACCUGAAAAAAUUAGAGUAUGUCAAUUUAGCUUUGAAUAAUAUUGAAGAGAUUGAAGGUCUAGAAAAAUGCGAGUGUUUAAAAAAGUUGGAUUUGACUGUUAACUUUGUGGGUAAAAUAAGUUCGGUCAAAACUUUGAAAGACAAUAUCUUUUUGGAAGAGCUAUACCUUGUAGGAAACCCGUGCGCUCAGUUUGAAGGUUAUCGAGACUACGUUGCUGCCUGUUUGCCUCAGUUAAAGACUCUAGAUGGAACGACUAUUGAAACAUCUGAACGAAUAAAAGCGCAGCAGAAUUUCAGGUUCAUUGAAAACAAAAUUAUCGAGCAAGAAAAUGCGUAUUUGGUCCAGCGAGAAAUCGAGCGUGAAGAAGGUCUGAACGAAUUAGAAAGUGCAAAAAUUGAAGAAGUUACAGACGAAGAGUUUUGGAGCAAGCCAAGUAAGCACACACCCGAAGCUAGAUACGAAAUUCAGAAAAAGAUUGAAAAACAAAAUGAAGAGAAAAGUGGCAACAAAAACAGAUUGGAAGAACUGAAAAAGAAAGCGCCAAGACGAACAUUUGACGAGAGAGGGAAACCAUUGAAUAUUAACGAGGCCAAAAUUGACUUCCAUUUCGAAGAGGACGACGAGGAACAAUGUUACAGAUUGGAGUUGCCAGUUUACAAACACAUGGACACUUCACUGUUGGACUGUGACGUACAGCCCAGCUACGUGCGUGUGACCUUGAAAGGAAAGAUAUUCCAGCUGACCCUGUCCAAAGAGGUCAACUGUGACUCAAGUGUGGCUAAGAGGUCGCAAAUUACUGGCAGUCUCCAAAUCACGAUGCCAUUUGCAAAACAGAUCAUCAAAACAUCCCCGAACUCACAGAAACCCAAAGACACGACUGCAAUCAAAACUGCCCACAAAAGUGCAGAAAAGGGUGAAAAUGACUCAAAAUUAUCGGAAAACGAGAAAAACAAGACUGAAUUUUUAGAAGUUGACAGUAGCAGUGGAAAACUUGUCGAUUUGAAUGUAGUCGGCAAGCCUGAGAAGGGACAGGCGACAAAGCGAAACGCACCCUACAAGCCGAAAAGCUACUUUGCCGAUGUGAGCUGCUCUCAAAAAGUGAAAAAUUUGAUAGAAGUACCUGAUGAUUUACCGCCAUUGGACGAUUUUGGGUUCUAAAAGAACAUUUUAGGCUGCUUUUCAUUUCAUUUUUAGAUUUAAUUGUUCUGAAAAUGUCAACUGUACACAUGUUGAAAUUUUAAAAUUCAUUAUAGAAAUUGUAAAUUUGUAGAUAGCUUUUAUCAAAUACAAAUUG
Symsagittifera roscoffensis is the source of this 1494-nucleotide messenger RNA. RefSeq names its product dynein axonemal assembly factor 11-like. The record is from RefSeq and is a predicted model, not a curated record. Gene Ontology annotation, molecular function: protein binding. Bases 9 to 1358 code for a protein of 449 amino acids. NCBI's taxonomy places the organism in Eukaryota, Metazoa, Xenacoelomorpha, Acoela, Convolutidae. Gene Ontology annotation, cellular component: cytoplasm. The transcript is spliced from 2 exons. Gene Ontology annotation, biological process: outer dynein arm assembly.